Aspergillus sclerotioniger CBS 115572 is the source of this 1331-nucleotide messenger RNA. RefSeq names its product Gfo/Idh/MocA family oxidoreductase. Lineage: Eukaryota; Fungi; Ascomycota; Eurotiomycetes; Eurotiales; Aspergillaceae. Gene Ontology annotation, molecular function: oxidoreductase activity; nucleotide binding. The coding region runs from base 130 to 1242 and encodes 370 amino acids. The transcript has 3 exons. The record is from RefSeq and is a predicted model, not a curated record. Gene Ontology annotation, biological process: NADPH regeneration. Gene Ontology annotation, cellular component: cytoplasm.
GGGUGAUCGGGCCCCACUCAAGCUAGCUAGCUUCCGACCACCUCGAGUGACAAUUCCAUUGUUUAGCUUCAAGAACUCAUCGUGUCUCUAGACAAUAUUGAGAACAAGCAAAUCUUAACAAGAACCACAAUGUCUUCACCGCAAAGAUUAUCCGUAGGCAUUAUCGGAGCCGGGGAAGUCUUCCAAGUCUGCCACGGUCCAUGCCUGCUACUCCUCUCGCAUCUCUUCAAAAUCGAGUCAAUCUGCGACCUAUCCCCCAAGACCGUCGACCACUGCGCCGCCAAGUUCUUCAUUCCCCACAAAACCGCCACCCCCCAAGAAGUAAUCGACAACCCCAACGUACAAGUCAUCUUCAUCCUCACCUCCGACGACAGCCACGCCCCACUCGCCAUCGCCAGCCUCAAGGCCGGCAAAAACGUCUUCAUCGAAAAGCCCGUCUCUCUAUCUCUCCCUUCCGUGGAAUCCAUCAUCGCCGCCGAGAAGGCCGCCCCCGGCAACGCUCGCGUCUUCGUAGGUUACAUGCGCCGCUAUGCCCCAAGUUACCUACAAGCCUUCAAGCGCGAAAUCGCCACCAUCCCCAAGAUCCUGUAUGCCCGGAUCCGCGACUUCAGCGGCCCCAACGCCCAGUUCGUCAACCAGAGCGGCACCUUCCAGGUCAAACACUCCGACUACCCUCCCCAUGCAACCGAGGAGCGCAAUCGCUGUCUGGACACACUCUUCGCCGAGGUGUUCCCGGACCAGGACAUCACUGACGAGAAGAAAAACUACUGUCGCUUUCUGGGAAGUCUGGGCUCCCACGAUAUCUCCCUUAUGCGUGAAACCCUCGGAUUCCCGGAAGAGGUCGUCGGCGUGUCGGUUCAUGAUCCCUUUUAUAGCGCUAUUAUGACGUUCCGGAAUGAGGAUGGUUCGACUUACGCGGCUACUUAUGAGAGUGGUAUUGAUCAGGUUCCUCUCUUUGAUGCUCAUAUUGCGGUAUAUGGGGCCCAGAAGAGGGUGACUAUCAAGUAUGAUAGCCCGUACGUCAAGGGCUUGCCUAUCUAUGUCGAGGUGGAUGAGCUUAAUGAGCAGGGCGAGAUUCAACGACGGACUAUGUUGUCGUCGUAUGAGGACGCCUACACGACCGAGCUCCAGGACAUGUACGAGGCAUUCGCUAAUGGGAAGGCCAUCAAGACGACGGUCGAGGACGCUAAGCAGGAUCUCCAGAUCUUUGAUAUGAUGUAUAAGAAAUGGGGUGUGAACUAGUUAGAUUAAGAUACUGAGACACGGAGGAGCAGUUAUGAUAGAGAAACCUCUGAUACUACACUUGCAUCGUUACUUCCCUGUCGAAAGAG